This is a messenger RNA of Cooperia oncophora, 204 nucleotides long. Lineage: Eukaryota; Metazoa; Nematoda; Chromadorea; Rhabditida; Trichostrongylidae. The record is from the annotation of a GenBank genome assembly.
AUGGUCACUGAUGCAGAAGGUCGCAUUCUGUUGGUUCGUGAACACCGUCGCGAACUAUUCUGGAAGUUUCCCGGCGGUCCAGGCAAAGCUAAUGAGAAUUUGCUUGAAUUUGCUGCAAGAAAGGUGCUUGAAGAAGCCGGAGUUUUUGCUAGGGGCGAGACCGUCAUUGCACUCAAGUUAGUUUCCUUUUCUGAUUAUUUCUGA